AUGGUGAGGACUUUUCCCCAAUUCAGUGCCAAGGAGAUAUCGGACAACAUCUUGAUGGCCCUGGUCAGCUGCAGCUUCCAAAAUCGAUCCCAGGUUACCGGCGACAUGAACGUCAGCGCCAUUCUCUACCAGCAGCUGAACAAUCUCACCAUGCCCAUAAUAUGCCGAAAGAUAGAGCGGAUAUCCGAAGAGCUCGUGGUAGCUAUUCACAUCCGUGCCUUUGGCAAGGAGGCACCGGGCAGCCAAUAUGUUUCCGUGGCACGCGGCAAGUUGCAACGCGCCAUAUUGCCUUUCAAGUUCAUGACUUCAUCCCGAAGACAGGAAUAA
Molecule: messenger RNA, 327 nt
Organism: Clonostachys solani
Lineage: Eukaryota; Fungi; Ascomycota; Sordariomycetes; Hypocreales; Bionectriaceae
Source: the annotation of a GenBank genome assembly